Messenger RNA from Ostreobium quekettii, 333 nucleotides. Lineage: Eukaryota; Viridiplantae; Chlorophyta; Ulvophyceae; Bryopsidales; Ostreobiaceae. The record is from the annotation of a GenBank genome assembly.
AUGCUUUCCAUGUGCUUUCUACUGCAUUUGUUGCUCACAGACGUGCUCUGCAUAAGCAAUUCAUUUGGGGAAGAUCAGUCCAUUCUUUGGACAUUAAGCUAUGAAGGAUGUGAUCUACUGUGGCUUCUGGCCUGCUAUUUUUCGGACAGCGCCAUGUGCUGCAGGGCGCGCUGUGCAUGUUGCAAGAACUUCAAGAAACGGGAAUGGGAUUGCCAGUUGUGGGUGGAAGCGACAGCAGCUGGGCAGACGCACAGGACAGCCCCUGAGGACUGCAGCAUCCCCCAGCUUUUUAGUCUUUUGCAGCAUGAAGUCUGCAUGGUUUAUGUGACCUAA